Molecule: messenger RNA, 1412 nt
Organism: Manihot esculenta (cassava)
Lineage: Eukaryota; Viridiplantae; Streptophyta; Magnoliopsida; Malpighiales; Euphorbiaceae
Product: GDSL esterase/lipase At5g45670
Exons: 5
Coding region: 78-1184 (368 amino acids)
Molecular function (GO): hydrolase activity, acting on ester bonds
Source: RefSeq, a predicted model, not a curated record
AUUCAUCUUCUCAUCACCAUUCUCCAUUGUCUCAUCACUGUCUCCUUUGCAUUUUCUUGACCUUGAGAGAGAUUGAAAUGGAGGGUUCUGCCGGAAACAAAUGGAAAUGGUGGUGGCUGGUCUACAGUGCAGUGUUCUUGGCGUUGCAUGGGGCUGCUUCAGCUCAACAGGUCCCUUGCUACUUCAUUUUCGGGGACUCAUUGGUGGAUAACGGGAAUAAUAAUCAACUUUCAUCUUUAGCUAGAGCUGAUUAUUUGCCUUACGGGAUUGACUUUGUCCCUCCUCGAGCCACCGGCAGGUUCUCCAACGGUAAAACUACCGUUGAUGUCAUCGCCCAGCAGUUGGGUUUCAAUAGUUUCAUUCCUCCAUAUGCAACCACAAGGGGUCGAAACAUACUCCAAGGUUUAAAUUACGCAUCUGCGGCCGCCGGAAUCAGAGAAGAAACUGGACAGCAACUAGGAGGUCGCAUUAGUUUUAGUGGUCAAGUGAGGAACUACCAAAACACAGUUUCUCAAUUGGUGAACUUGCUGGGAGAUCAGAACAGAACAGCAAAUUAUUUAAGCAAGUGCAUAUUUUCCAUUGGAUUAGGAAGCAAUGAUUAUCUUAAUAAUUAUUUCAUGCCUCGAUUCUAUUCAUCCAGCAGGCAGUACACGCCUGAGCAGUGGGCUAAUAUUCUCAUCCAGCAGUAUAUUCAACAACUAAGGAUUUUGUACAACAAUGGAGCCAGGAAAUUUGCGCUGAUUGGUCUGGGACAAAUUGGGUGCAGCCCAAGUGAAUUGGCUCAAAACAGUCCAGAUGGAAGAACUUGUGUUCAGAGAAUCAACUCUGCCAACGAGAUCUUCAAUAACAAGCUCAGAUCUCUCGUUGAUCAAUUCAAUGGCAAUACCCCAGAUGCAAGAUUUAUUUAUAUCAAUGUUUAUGGCAUGUUUCAAGAUAUUACAAGCAAUCCUGCAAGAUAUGGUUUUAGAGUUACAAAUGCUGGGUGCUGUGGUGUGGGGAGGAACAAUGGUCAAAUUACAUGCCUGCCUUUGCAAACUCCAUGCCCAAACAGGAAUCAGUAUUUGUUUUGGGAUGCAUUUCAUCCAACUGAAGCAGCAAAUAUAAUAAUUGGGAGAAGAUCUUACAGUGCUCAAUCUCCAUCAGAUGCUUACCCAUUUGAUAUCAGCCGGCUAGCCCAGCUCUGAAGAUGAGGAUGCUGGUUAUGAAUGGCUUGAUAAUGAAGAAUCUAGCCAAUAUUUUGCUGUGUUGCUGGUUUGUUUUAUGUUUUUGUUGUCGUUUUGCUUGUCAUAGUUCCAGAAAUGUGGCGUUUUGUGUGCUAAGGAAUUGCGCAUAUAUAGUGAGUCCUGUUUAGCUAUAUUGGAAUAGAGUUGUAGUAAGCCAUUACUACGUGCAAUAACAUUCACAGUUAUUAC